AUGCCGACUCUCGCUGUUGCACGCGAUUACCUUUUCAGUCUCAUUGGGAAGAAGUACACGGAGGAGCAGUUUGAGGACAUAUGCUUCGAGUUCGGCGUGGAGCUCGACGACGUCACGAGCGAGCGUGAGAUGUUCCGCCGCGAGCAGGGCGUUACGGCCAGCGCAACGAAGGUGAAGGAGCUCUCCGAUGAGGUCAUCUACAAGAUCGACACGCCCGCCAACAGGUACGACCUGCAGUGCACCGAGGGCAUGGCGGCGGCGCUGAAAGUCUUCCUCGGCCUCAUGCCGGUGCCGUGCUUCGGACUGCUGCACCGCGCCAACCCGCUCUACAAGAUGACGGUGCAGAAGUCCGUGCGCGACGUGCGCGCCUACGUGGUGUGUGCGGUGCUGAAGAACAUCCGCUUCAACGAGCGCAGCUACCGCAGCUUCAUUGACUUCCAGGAGAAGCUGCACUCGGGCCUCGCGCGCCGUCGCACGCUGGCGUCGGUUGGCACGCACGACUUGGACAAGAUCAACCACAACGAAUUCAUCUACACACUUCUGCCGAAGGAGAACAUUCGCUUCGUGCCGCUCAACCAGAAGGGCCGCAUGCUUGACUGCAGCGGCGAUGGCCUCGCAGAAUUCUACAAGGAGGAUCGGAACAUCUCUAAGCAUAUCCCACUCAUAUCUAACCUCGCCCACUACCCUGUUGUGAUGGACGGCAAGUCGCGAAACAUUCUCUCCCUGCCGCCCAUCAUCAACUCCGACCUUUCAUGUAUCAGCCAGGAGACUAAGAACAUCUUUAUUGAGUGCACUGCACCAGACCACUACAAGGCGAGCGUGCUGGUGAACCAAAUCGUGUGCGCCUUCUCUUCGUACUGCGAGGAGCCUUUCACGGUGGAGGCGGUGCAGGUCGACUAUGAGGAGGCGGCGCCGGACGGCACCACGUCGGAGGUGACACCAAUCUUAGACCCCGCCGUCGUAUCGGUGCGGGUCCCAAAGGUGGAGAGGCUUAUCGGCAUCAAGCUCGACUCGCCGCAGCAGUGCGGCAAGCUGCUCGAGCGCAUGUUGCACCGCGUCCAAAAGGUGGAGAAUGACGUUGUCACAGUUGAGGUGCCGCCCACGCGGCCGGACGUGCUCGGCCCGACGGACCUCAUGGAGGAUGUUGCAAUCGCCUACGGGUACGACAACAUCAAGUACGUCGAGUGCACCACGCGGGGUGAUGUGACGCAGCAACCCGUCAGCAAGCUGGGGCACCUCCUGCGUAUUGAGAUGGCCAACGCCGGCUACACGGAGCUUUUGACGUUCUCACUGUGCUCCCGCGACGACGCGUUCACCCGUCUGAACCGCGAGGACAACGACACGGCCGUCCACAUCGCCAACCCGCAGACGAUGGAGUUUCAGGUGUGCCGCCCUUCGCUGAUGCCAGGCAUUCUCAAGACACUUCAUGCCAACAAGUCACAUCCUCUGCCGCUACGCUUCUUUGAGUGCGCAGAUGUGGUGCUGAUAGACAAUGAGACAAACUUCCCGCCAGCGGUCACACCAGCAUCGGAGUACCCGCGGUGCGGCGCGCGCAACCAGCGCCACGUUGCCGCGCUGCAUUGCUGCAGCGAGUCCAGUGGCUUCGAGGACAUUCACGGUCUUGUUGAGUUCGUCAUGGUGAAACUCGGUGUCCGGCGGAAGGGCGAUGAAUCGGCGGAGGCGGACGGUAACGAAGACACGUACACCCUGGAGAAGGGCGUCGACGGCGCCUUCUUCCCCGGCCGCUGCAUGGACAUAUUCCUCCAACGCAAGGGGCAGAAGAUUCGUCUCGGAAGCUUUGGCGUGGUUCACCCGAACACACUCAAGGCGUAUGACAUUCCGUUCCCCUGCUCGUUCAUGGAGAUGAACAUCCAGUUUGCACUGUAG
Messenger RNA from Trypanosoma grayi, 1887 nucleotides. Its product is annotated as putative target of rapamycin kinase (TOR) kinase 3. Gene Ontology annotation, biological process: phenylalanyl-tRNA aminoacylation. The record is from RefSeq and is a predicted model, not a curated record. Gene Ontology annotation, molecular function: ATP binding; phenylalanine-tRNA ligase activity; RNA binding. Gene Ontology annotation, cellular component: phenylalanine-tRNA ligase complex; cytoplasm. The transcript has a single exon. Bases 1 to 1887 code for a protein of 628 amino acids. Lineage: Eukaryota; Euglenozoa; Kinetoplastea; Trypanosomatida; Trypanosomatidae.